CAGAAACUAACUCUGUCUGCCUCACUCUCCACGCCUUCCCUCCAACUCCCUUCUCCGUCCUGCCCCUCCUAAGAGGUGUUGCACAGAGUGCCGAGUGCGGAGAACAACUCCUUGGAUCGCUUGUGCGCAAAAUCCACCCCUUCUCUCCCCUCUUUCUCCUCCAGCCUCUGGAUCCCGCACUGCCCUCCCUCCCCCUCCCUCCAGCGGUGUGGGGCUGGGGACUAGUGCCUGUGCUCAUGUGGUGGGAGAGGGCUGCAAGCAGAGGAGAACAAACGCCAGAUGCUCAGUUCUCCCCUUCUGCCUGAUGCUCCUGCCUGGAUUCGCCAGGGCUGGGCUCUUUAAGAAAUCACAGGAGCCCUGGCAGCGGCUGGAGGAAGCUGCUAAGGCGCGCAGCUCCUGAAAAGUGCCUGUGCUCGCGGUGGACCUCCCAACGUGGUCCCAGCCGGCGGUCAGCACCAUGGACAGCGGCGCCGUCCCCAGGAACCCCGGCAACUGCUCUGACCCCUUCGCGCACUCUGCAAGUUGCGCCCCAGCAGCACCGAACCCGGGUUCCUGGGUCAACUUCUCCCACAUGGAUGGCAACCUGUCCGACCCGUGCGGUCCGAACCGCACGGCGCUGAGCGGGAGCGACAGCCUGUGCCCUCCGACCAGCAGCCCUUCCACGAUCACGGCCGUCACCAUCAUGGCCCUCUACUCCAUCGUGUGCGUGGUGGGUCUCUUCGGAAACUUCCUGGUCAUGUAUGUGAUUGUCAGAUACACCAAAAUGAAGACGGCCACCAACAUCUAUAUCUUUAACCUCGCUCUGGCCGAUGCCUUGGCGACCAGUACCCUGCCAUUCCAGAGUGUCAAUUACCUCAUGGGAACAUGGCCGUUUGGAACUGUCCUCUGCAAGAUAGUGAUCUCCAUAGACUACUAUAACAUGUUCACCAGCAUAUUCACGCUCUGUACCAUGAGCGUGGAUCGCUACAUCGCCGUCUGCCACCCCGUCAAGGCCCUGGAUUUCCGUACUCCCCGCAAUGCCAAAAUCAUCAAUGUCUGCAACUGGAUCCUCUCUUCAGCCAUCGGCCUGCCUGUGAUGUUCAUGGCGACAACAAAGUACAGGCAUGGUUCCGUAGAUUGCACACUAACAUUCUCUCACCCAGCCUGGUACUGGGAAAACCUGCUGAAAAUCUGUGUUUUCAUCUUCGCCUUCAUCAUGCCUGUCCUCAUCAUUACGGUGUGCUACGGCCUAAUGAUCUUACGCCUCAAGAGUGUCCGUAUGCUCUCUGGCUCCAAAGAAAAGGACAGGAAUCUUCGGAGAAUCACCAGGAUGGUGCUGGUGGUCGUAGCUGUGUUCAUCGUCUGCUGGACCCCCAUUCACAUUUACGUCAUCAUUAAAGCCUUGAUCACAAUCCCAGAAACUACUUUUCAGACUGUUUCCUGGCACUUCUGCAUUGCUCUAGGUUACACAAACAGCUGCCUGAACCCAGUCCUUUACGCAUUUCUGGAUGAAAACUUCAAACGAUGCUUCAGAGAGUUCUGUAUCCCAACUUCCUCCACCAUUGAGCAGCAGAACUCCACUCGAAUUCGUCAGAACACUAGAGACCACCCCUCCACGGCCAACACAGUGGAUAGGACUAACCAUCAGCUGGAAAAUCUGGAAGUAGAAACAGCUCCAUUGCCCUAACCGGGUCUUCCUGUCAUUGAGACCCUCACUGAGCUUAGAUGCCACCAUCUUAUGUGGAAGCAGGUCACUGCCCGAGUGUGUGGGAAGCUUUCAUGUUCUAGGAAUGUGUCUACUCUGAGUCAUCAAAACUUAUUCCUCUCUGGUCGCUUCACUCUGCAUCAUUAAAGAGACAUCCCAACUAAGUCAAGCACUGGGAAGGAAAG
Molecule: messenger RNA, 1869 nt
Organism: Myotis lucifugus (little brown bat)
Lineage: Eukaryota; Metazoa; Chordata; Mammalia; Chiroptera; Vespertilionidae
Gene: OPRM1
Product: opioid receptor mu 1
Exons: 4
Coding region: 458-1666 (402 amino acids)
Biological process (GO): sensory perception of pain; neuropeptide signaling pathway; G protein-coupled opioid receptor signaling pathway
Cellular component (GO): neuron projection; membrane
Molecular function (GO): neuropeptide binding; beta-endorphin receptor activity; G-protein alpha-subunit binding
Source: RefSeq, a predicted model, not a curated record